Molecule: messenger RNA, 3152 nt
Organism: Medioppia subpectinata
Lineage: Eukaryota; Metazoa; Arthropoda; Arachnida; Sarcoptiformes; Oppiidae
Source: the annotation of a GenBank genome assembly
GUAAUUUAUUUUUUAUAAUUUGUUUAUCAAUUAUUUAUUAGUUUUCUGUGUAUUUAUAAUGAAAAUUAAUUGUGGAUUCAAUUGAAUGAAUGGUUAAUGAAUUGAUGAUCGCUUUGAAUGUAUGUAUGAAUUGAAUGACAGCUGAAGUUGUGAUCGAAAGCCAUAUCAAAGUUUGUCUCUCUUUUUGUGCUCAAAAUUAUUGAAACAAAUGUUUGAAUCCUUUUAAGGAUUGAAUCCUAAAUACGAGGAAAACAUUCACACAAUUAUUGUCUCAAUUUGUGUAUUGAAAGUGAGAUUCACUUCUUCUUCUUCUACUCAAUCCGACCACUCAUUCCUCGACAGACAUAUUGUGUCCACGAAUGCAAUGAUUUUCUCCGAGACAUCCAUUACUUGGGAUUGAGUUUUGGCUCAAAUCCAGUCAAAGGCAAUGAGUGGUUGUGGUCGUCCACCGCAGAUGACGUCCAUCUGGACGGCCAUCUUUGACUACGAGGCCACCGGUGAUGACGAGCUCUCCCUUCAGAGGGGGGACAGAGUGGAAGUGCUCUCAACUGAUACCAGGAUCUCUGGCGAUGAGGGCUGGUGGACGGGAAAGAUUGGCCAAAGGGUCGGCAUAUUUCCAUCCAAUUUCGUGAUUCCCGAGAGGUGUGCACCGAAUGAGGUCCCGGUUUUGCCACAAAUAUGUCAAAUAGAUUUCAAUGAAUUAAAACUGGAAGAAGUGAUAGGAAUCGGAGGGUUUGGUAAAGUGUAUAAAGGGAUUUGGAGGGGCGAUGAGGUGGCCGUGAAAGCCGCGCGACAGGACCUCAACGAAGAUAUAUCUGAAGUGUUGGCCGGUGUUAGACAAGAGGCGCGACUGUUCUGGGCUUUAGAUCACCCGAAUAUCGUUCACUUGAUUGGCGUCUGUUUGAAAGAACCGAAUCUGUGUCUUGUGAUGGAAUACUUGAGGGGCGGCUCUUUGAAUAGGGUAUUGUCCGGCAAACACAUCCCGCCGGCCGUCAUCUGCGAGUGGGCCAUACAAAUAGCUGAUGGCAUGAAUUACUUACACAAAAAGACUCCCAUUUCUCUUAUUCACAGAGAUCUCAAGUCUAGCAAUGUUCUUCUGAAUGAGCCGAUCGAUGACGACAACUGGUUUCGGAAGACACUGAAGAUUACAGAUUUAGGAUUAGCGCGAGAACUAAGCAAAACCACGCGUAUGUCUCAAGCGGGCACUUAUGCCUGGAUGGCUCCCGAAGUGAUUAAAUCAUCGACUUUCUCAAAGGCCAGUGACGUCUGGAGUUAUGGUGUUGUCGUUUGGGAGAUCUUGACGGGAGAGAUGCCAUAUAAAGGCAUCGAUGCUCUGGCAGUUGCAUAUGGAGUAGCUAUGAAUAAAUUAAUUCUUCCCAUUCCCUCCUCGUGUCCGCCGGAAUUCAAAGCCCUUCUCGAAGCGUGUUGGGAUGAGACGCCUCACAAUCGGCCGGACUUUGAAAGUAUUCUCAAUAGUCUGAUAGAUAUCGCAAACUCUCAGUUUCCCGAAACAAAUGCCGAAUCUUUUCACACAAUGAGAAAUGAUUGGAAGGAAGAAAUCAAUCAAAUUCUUGAAGAACUGAAGACUAAAGAAAAGGAGUUGCGGUCUCGAGAGGAAGAGUUAACUAAAGCUAUGGUUGAACAACAAGUGAAAGAACAGGUGCUUAAAGAGCGCGAACGGGAAUUGGCUGAACGAGAGAUGGAUCUGUUGGGCCGUGAAUUGAAUGUCAUUAUUCUUCAACAACAACACGACUCCAAACCUCAGCCAAAGAAGAGAAAAGGAAAGUUCCGUAAAAAGAAACUAUUGAAGGAUAUGUUGAAACACGGAUCGACUCACGAGAUAAGUUUGCCGCAGAAUUUUCGCCACAAUAUUACCGUCACAUCUAGUCCUGAAAGUCUGUCCCCAACGCCCACAACCGGUUCAGUGUCGCGACUUCGGGCAUACGCUGUAACGCCGCCCCCAAACACUUGGGGCCCGAGUACUAGACAUCAAAGGGAACGCAAACGUAUGAAUCAGGUCUGGAAGAGUGAACCCAAUUUUGACAAAGGAAAGGGCAUUCCUUACCAGAAUAUGAGCACUUUUUAUGCCUACAACACUGUACUCGACGACACCCCCGAGGAAUGCGAUAGCGGUUUGCAGUCGAAUGAGGCGUCUUCUGGCUCUUCAUCUGUCGAACACCGAAAUAAGAGAAAAUUCUUUUCCAGUAUUGACUCUGCGAUCGGAAAAAUUGGCGCAAUGAUCGCAAACAUAGCACUCGGAUCUGAUAUACGUUCGGUUCAGAAACAGAACCUCCAGAAGGCGUCGGACGACACCUACGACGGCAACUCAAUCGAUGAAUUGGAUUACUAUAGCGGCGCUAACAUCGAGAACAAGAACGCCACAUAUCACGGACACACCAAGUAUUCGUCGCGACCGAGUAUUAACGUCGACUUCAAAGGCCCCCAAACCUAUUCCCGACGCAAAUCCUCGACAACCAGUUGCGAAAGUGAUUACAAUAUCGCCAACAGAGAUAUGGUCGCCGAAGAGAUGCCCAACCGAUACGUGGAUCCCUCGGAAACCCGUGACAAUGUGUCAAACGCCGGACAUUACAGAUACCAUCGCCGGAGUUCGUCCAACAGUUCAAACAUAAACCCAUCGUUCAAAUCAAGCGACGAAGACUUUAACAAAAGCGGGACUCACUAUCAGCUGAAUAAAAGUUUGCGACCGACAACUCUUGACCUCAACUCCGACAAGAAUUAUAGGAAACAAUACAAUGUUUGGAACAAUAGCUCCAUUUCACCCGUCCAUUCAUCGCCCGAUAGUUAUUACGAUAUGAAUAGUCCGAGCAGUCCAUCGACAACACCCCAGAGAACAGUUCGCUUCAAUUUCGCCAACGCCUACAGAAACCCAAAUACAUCACACAAUUUACCCAUUGCUACAAAUCCUAACCCCAGGACUACACUAAUGGAUGUGCCCGCAGAUGGACAACAAUUAGACGCCACUAAACCAUUGACUGCCAUUUUAGGGAACAGAAAACCCAACAGAAAGACUAUUAAACAUGAAUUGUAUCAAGAGUUUGGUAAUUAUUUAUAGAUAUAAAUUGAAAUACUUAUGAAUAGAAUUUAGUCAAACAGUAAUCAAAUUAGUAAAGAUUAUAAAUUAAUUAUAUAUA